Messenger RNA from Microtus ochrogaster (prairie vole), 714 nucleotides. RefSeq names its product C-type lectin domain family 4 member E (gene Clec4e). The transcript is spliced from 6 exons. The record is from RefSeq and is a predicted model, not a curated record. Bases 1 to 714 code for a protein of 237 amino acids. Lineage: Eukaryota; Metazoa; Chordata; Mammalia; Rodentia; Cricetidae.
AUGCGUCAGUAUCUAGGCACUGGUGAAGACUUACUGCACAGGACUCCGGCAGCACAGCAGACAACCAACCACAGACUCCACUGCAUAGCAAAGGAUAUACCAGAGAGAGGAUGCUUCAGAAAUUCCCAAGUGCUCCCAUGGACCGUGGCUGGGGCCUCCAUCCUGUUUCUCAGUGUCUGUUUCAUUACCAGAUGUGUUGUAACGUAUCGCAGCAGUCAAAUUGACGAGCAGAAAAAGCUGCUGGCCCAUGAAACUGUCAAGGAGCUCUCCUGCUACGGGGUCACGUCAGGUUCUGUCAGGAGCUGCUGUCCUUUGAACUGGAAACGUUUUCAGUCCAGUUGUUACUUUUUCUCUACAACCACCCUGACCUGGCCGUCAAGUUUAAAGAAUUGCUCAGAAAUGGGCGCUCACCUGGUGGUUAUCAACACUCCGGAAGAGCAGGAAUUCCUUUUUAAGACAAAACCCAAGAGGAAAGAGUUUUAUAUUGGACUGACAGACCAAGUGGUUGAGGGGCAGUGGCAGUGGGUGGAUGGCACGCCUUUCACAGAGUCCCUGAGCUUCUGGGAUGCUGGGGAGCCUAACAAUAUAGUUUAUGUGGAGGACUGUGUCACCAUAAGAGACUCUGGAAAUCCCAGGAAGAAUUGGAAUGAUAUACCGUGUUUUUACAAUAUGCCUUGGAUCUGUGAAAUGCCAGAAAUUAAUCCUUUGGACUAA